AUGACGUCCCAGCGGCAGCCUUCCAUAUCGAUUUCUGCAUCGCCGAGCGAAGACCCGGAAAAGAUGCGCAAAGUGAUGAAAAGGCAUAUUGAAAACGUGUUUGGAGAAUCCGAUGACAUUGCCCGCAGCAAGGCAAUGGAGCCAUUAUAUCACGAAGAUGUCACCUGGUUUCAGCCUGGCGAAUAUUCCGGCGAACAUGCCAUCAUUCGCGGCAGGGAUAAUGUAAAUGCGACUAUUCAAAAAGAACAGAACCAAUUCCCUGAAUUUUACAUUACACAUGACAACGAAGGGUACAUUGCUGUUACGCAAAAUCUAGGCAUCGUGCACUGGAAGCUGGGGCCACACGAACAGCCCGACAUGAUUAAAGCUUGUCAUUAUCUUCUAUUUGAGGACGGAAAAGUGAAGGCCUUUUGGACUGCGCAUCUCAAAAUGCCUGAUGGGUCAAUGCCUUAG
Trichoderma virens Gv29-8 is the source of this 453-nucleotide messenger RNA. RefSeq lists its product as uncharacterized. The transcript has a single exon. Lineage: Eukaryota; Fungi; Ascomycota; Sordariomycetes; Hypocreales; Hypocreaceae. The record is from RefSeq and is a predicted model, not a curated record. Bases 1 to 453 code for a protein of 150 amino acids.